Molecule: messenger RNA, 2845 nt
Organism: Triplophysa rosa
Lineage: Eukaryota; Metazoa; Chordata; Actinopteri; Cypriniformes; Nemacheilidae
Gene: arhgap17b
Product: Rho GTPase activating protein 17b
Exons: 21
Coding region: 234-2453 (739 amino acids)
Biological process (GO): positive regulation of GTPase activity; regulation of Rac protein signal transduction; signal transduction
Cellular component (GO): intracellular anatomical structure; cytoplasm; cytosol
Molecular function (GO): GTPase activator activity; protein binding
Source: RefSeq, a predicted model, not a curated record
GCGUUACUGCUGUUCAAUGACCAAACCAGAAAUCGAAAGGAUGAAAAACCACCGAAACAUGUCGGACGUGAAGUUUAUAUAUGAAUAAGCGAAGUAAAUGACACGGUGUCUCGUAUCCGGUUUGUGCGCGCACAAUGGCAGCGGCGAGCUCGCGGUCUUCGCUUUAGUUUAACACGGGGACUUGACGUUGCUUUAAAGUUUUACGUGCUGGUGGAUGAAAGUGAAGAAUCAAGAUGAAGAAACAGUUCAACCGCAUGAAACAGCUCGCCAACCAAACUGUCGGGAGAGCAGAGAAGACUGAAGUUCUGAGUGAUGACCUUCUUCAGAUCGAACGACGCCUGGAAACGGUGCGGCUGGUCUCCCACAAUGCGCACAAGAGGAUGGUCAUAUGUCUACAGGGUAACCAGGGUACAGAUGUGGACAAGAGACAUAAAAAGCUUCCGCUCACGGCUUUCUCGCAGUCCAUGCUGGAUGGAGGAAGUCAGCUUGGAGAGGAUUCUCUAAUAGGAAAGAUGAUGGACCUGUGUGGACAGGCCGAAAGCAAACUGGCAUUCGAGCAGAGUCAACAUGAGAUUCAGCUGGAGAGGGACUUCCUGGACCCUCUCAACCAACUGGCAGAGGUGGAUAUUCCCAAUAUUCUGAAACAGAGAAAGCAUUUAGCCAAGCUCGUGUUGGAUUACGACUCUGCAAAAGCCAGGUAUAUCCAGGCCACAAAGGCAUUUCCUUCUGCCACGAACGCUCAAGCAAUGGCUGCCAAAGUUGACAUGCUUAAAGAAGAGAUGGAUGAGGCCCAGAACAAAAUGGAAUUAUGCAAGGAUCAGCUGGCCGCAGACAUGUACAACUUUUCUUCAAAGGAGGGAGAAUACGCUCGCUAUUACGUUCUGUUGUUAGAAGCUCAAGCUGAUUACCACAGAAGAGCUUUGGCCUCCAUUGAAAGUGCCCUGCCCUCUAUACAGUCACAGCAAGAUAAAUGGACGGAGAUGCCAGCGUUUGGCACGGCUCUGGAGGAACAUCUGAAGCGCAGUAACAGAGAGAUCGCUCUGCCCAUGGAGGCCUGCGUCAUGAUGCUGCUGGAGACCGGCAUGCAGGAGGAGGGUUUGUUCCGUAUCGCUGCCGGAGCAUCUAAACUCAAGAAGCUGAAGGCGGCGCUGGACUGUUCCACUUCCCAGCUGGAGGAGUUUUAUUCGGACCCUCAUGCCGUAGCUGGAGCACUGAAAUCAUACCUGCGAGAGCUGCCUGAGCCUCUGAUGGCCUUCCAGCUUUAUGAAGAGUGGAUACAAGCCUCAAGUAUUUCUGACCCCGAUAAGAGACUUCAGGCUCUCUGGGUUGUGUGUGACCAGUUACCAAAGACCAACAAGACCAAUUUUAGGUACUUGAUGAAGUUUCUCGCCAAGCUUGCUCAGGAAAGCGACAUCAAUAAGAUGACCGCAAGUAACAUCGCCAUCGUACUAGGACCCAACCUGCUGUGGGCCAAGAUGGAGGGAAGUCUUGCUGAAAUGGCAGCGACCACCUCUGUUCAUGUGGUGUCUAUCAUAGAACUGGUUCUUCAGCAUGCAAACUGGUUUUUCCCCGAAGAUGUGGACUUCAACGUCUCGGGCAUGUUUGCUAUGCCAGGAUGCCCGGGUACCCCUGACUCUGAUGUAGGAAGCAUAGACAGAAGGCGUCCAGGCAGCCAGGGGUCAUUAGAUUCUGACACCUCUCGCAAAGACAGCCCUGCUAGCAAACAACCGGAACACUCCAUUCGUAGAACCGGUACUCUAAAUAAAAAGCAGCACUUCGUGCCAAACUUCCAGCCUUCCCUCCCUCCCAUCGAUCCUGUGUUUGAUCCCGCCCCUCUGUCACCCGCUAGUGUGGGUUUGGAGUCUGGGCAGGGGGUGAACCCUGCUGUGGAGAACAGUAACGUGAUCCGAGAAACUGCGUCCACACCCCCAUCCUUGAGGAACGGACCAGGUGGUGGGAGUGGAACUCAGAGUCAAAUGAAUUUGGGGACACCUACCUCAGGUUCCAAGGGCCCCAGCCCUUUCAUGGUACGCAAAGGUACAAAGAAACAAGCACCUGCACCUCCCAAACAGGCUGCCCCCGGCACACCACAAAACACCCCCAAAGCAGCCCUUAACCAGCCCGCACCCUUGAGCAACCCCCAGCCUGCCGCCGCACCUCGUCGCAACACCCAGACUGCUAUCCAGGCCCCCAGCCACCCGCCUCCACAACCUCCUGCUCAGAGCGCAGAAGAACCUGAAGCUUCUCCUUCAAGAACCCCAACACCGCCAGGUACACCCCCACAUGAAACCUCCCAGACCACGGGUUCAUACUACCCUACCGGCUCUCUGCCACGCCCCAGGCCCACCCCUCGAGCACGACCCAAACCUACAGGCCCGCCACCGCCCCAGCCGACUAGUGAAGGUGCCAACGGCAUCUGUGUUUCUGGAUCAAAGAUCAUCUCAGAUGUCUGAUCUUCUCUCUGAGCUGUGAUUUGAGUGACAGGCGAUGAUGGAGAUGGAGAUGAACCUGUCAUGGGACCAGGGCUGGACCUUGUCCCUGAGCUAGCUGAGGAUCAAACAGUCAAAACACUCCCAGCUCCUGAACAACUAUCAGAAAGCACCGCCCUGUAAAGGAGGAGGAGCUUUAAACACACACAGCCAAUCGACAGCUAUGUUCAACGCAUCACUUUUCCAAAUACACUGAAGCUUUCUAGAAGCUCCCUGGAGUCUCUCUAGCCUCACAAUGCUGGCACAUUGUAAUGAUGUAAAGAAAUCAGUGUGCACAUAUUAACAUGCUGUACAAUCUACUUUCUCCGGCCUGGUUGCGGACAUAUGAACACGAAUGUCUUAAAGUUGUGAUUUGA